This is a messenger RNA of Xylaria bambusicola, 2254 nucleotides long. RefSeq lists its product as uncharacterized. The record is from RefSeq and is a predicted model, not a curated record. NCBI's taxonomy places the organism in Eukaryota, Fungi, Ascomycota, Sordariomycetes, Xylariales, Xylariaceae. Bases 248 to 1738 code for a protein of 496 amino acids. The transcript has 2 exons.
UGCAUUUUAGUAGCGAGCUAAUGUGAUUGCCAUCCUAAGCUGCGAGUGAUAUUGUUACUACAUAUAGAAUAUAUUCUCGUCUGAGAGCCUUGUCUUGUGACCUUGUCCUCUCAAUUCCCGUUGCUGCCGCCACGUGUCUAAAGUGUUAAUCCAUAUUCUUGACAUAUCUGUCUCUUAUGAGAUAUUCUAUUCUCCAACUGUGUGGCGAAGAAAGGAGCUUGCUCCCCUCUCAUAGCAUUCAAUUGCGAUGCGUCCCCAAUUAAACUCUCAGUCCCUCACGCCGGACACACUGACCUCGACGAUUGCCACCCAACAAGAGGUUAUAGCUAGAGAUGACACAUCAUCGGGCCAUGGAUCGAGCCUCACUUCCCAGGAGUUGUUAGUAGAAAGGCAUGAUAAGAGGAAGUGGAGAAAUAAGUGCGGCGACGAUGAUGAUGAGGAUGAGGAUGACGACGACGACGACUGUACGAGCAGUAACUCCCCAACAAAAACGUCCCAGACAUCGCAAUACUGGCCCCAACCUACCUCUAUGAAUACCUCCAUAGCUAAAAGCAUAACCUCUACCAACAUCAUAACUACCACUUCUGCUACAUCCGAGUCGAUAACCCGUUCUACCGCUACUCUCGCUACCAACAGCUCUUCAUCCCAGCUCUCUAGCAGUACAAGCAGUGCCACUUCCACCGUAGGCCUUCAGGGUCAACAGACAAAUCCCGACAAUAGUCAUGACCAUGAUGACAAUAACAACGAUGUCAAGAUAGCACUUGGUGUCGUCGGCGGGCUCUUCGGAAUAUUCCUCCUACUCAUUCUAUCUUGGGCCAUAAUUCGACGAAGACGACGAGAUCACUCGCCUACAGGGGGUUUCCCCAAAGACGCCGAUCUCGAAAGCCACGUCACCGUUGACUUGAGGAUUCAUACGCCGCGUAGCGGGCCUCAUGAUCCCGCCAGCAGCAGUGACGCACUGUCAGGCUACACAGUCCCUAUCACUGCCUCUAGCAAUGUGCGGGGUCUAGGACAUAUCGUUGUUGACAGCGCAGCCGGCAGCGUCUCCAUGUCGACAGCCCCAGGGUCUGCGCAUGCAGGGGUAUAUCCAGCUGCACAGAGGACUGCGAACGGGCCUUCGCCGGCCACGAGUCACGCUUCAUUCAGGGACGCACAAGGGGCACGAUACCCGGCGCAUAGCGAAGCUCACCAUCCCCUGACCUAUCCGCCCGUGAGGAGCCCGCAAGCAUCCGCGCGAGCACCAGCAUGCCCACCCUUGCCGCCGCCUUUACAGAUCUGCGCUCCUCCCAUACCCUCUGGCCUAGAUAUACCCCCAACGUCAGACCUCGACGGCCAGCCGCCGCCACCGCGGUACCCAGAGGCGACGGCGACGUCCCCGGCAUCCCGCGACUUGAGCCCGACAUCGCCUGUUGUCGUAUCCCCGCUAUCCGCGACUUCGGGCCACGAGGGUUUCGUACAUCCCCUAUCCGAGCCACUCUACCACGCGCAGCAACAGCAGCGGGAAUCCAAAGGUCCACAACGGCCGGGGUACGAAGGUUACGAGCCCUCCACAACGCCCGAAGUAGUCUCGCCGAUAUGUCAACUCGGGCAGACGUCGGCGUCGCCUCCCGAGUACGACGACUCGGCGGAGACGGCGCGUUCAGGCGACUCCAAUAACCAUCAUAUCCUCGCCGGCCGGCGUCCCAGCCACGAGGAUGGAGAGAAGCAGGCCUUACCGCAGGCUAUGUAUCGAUACUAGACCGAGCUAAUAAAUCGUCAGGUCCUGGGCGAGAGAGAGAGAAACGAUGGAGUAGAUAUCAAAGAAGCUUGUAUCUUAAUCAUCAGGGCUGAGUCUCAUUAGUUCCGCGCAUAUAACACACAUGCCUGCGCGUAUUGAUACAGUGUAUGUAUACGACUUACUCAGGGCGAGGGGGAGGGGGUGUUACACUUAUACACAUUGGUAGAGAAGGAGACUGGCGUUCUUCUUCUCUACGAUUGCAACAUUGUUCAUUCAAAAACCACCUACCUUCGGAGGUAGAUACUUAUUGUGAGCAAUACGGUACGGUAGUGUAUCGCUGGUGUUGUGCUCCGGGGAGGACCGGCCUAUUUCAUUAGAGCGAAAUCGUAUCUCUAGUCAUCCUGAUCAAGGGUUAAUAUAUAUCAUAGCUUAUGUACAACCAUCGUCACAGAUCGCUCAGCUGAUUGGCUGGUUGGGUGGCUUCAGAUCAGAGCUGGGGUUGGCCGUGUGAGAGCUUCUGGCGUAACGCUGAGUAGU